Molecule: messenger RNA, 1035 nt
Organism: Heterobasidion irregulare TC 32-1
Lineage: Eukaryota; Fungi; Basidiomycota; Agaricomycetes; Russulales; Bondarzewiaceae
Product: arsenical resistance protein
Exons: 4
Coding region: 1-1035 (344 amino acids)
Biological process (GO): antimonite transmembrane transport; arsenite transport
Cellular component (GO): plasma membrane
Molecular function (GO): antiporter activity; antimonite transmembrane transporter activity; arsenite transmembrane transporter activity
Source: RefSeq, a predicted model, not a curated record
AUGAUUAUCGGCGUGAUUAUCGGAGUCUUCGCACCUAGUGUUCAAGACACAUUUGACACUGUUAAAUUGAACGGCGUCUCAGCACCUAUUGCCAUUGGAUUGAUUGCCAUGAUGUGGCCGAUUCUUACGAAAGUUCAAUAUGAAACGUUCCCCGCUCUCUUUACUUCACAGCGCCUCUGGACCCACAUCGUCUUAUCCGUCUUCCUGAAUUGGAUUAUUGGACCGUUCAUUAUGCUGGGUCUUGCAUGGGCAACUCUACCAGACCUCCCCACGUAUCGCACAGGAGUUAUCAUGGUCGGGCUCGCUCGUUGUAUCGCUAUGGUCAUGAUCUGGAACCAGCUCGCGCGCGGAGACGGCAACUACUGCGCGAUCCUAGUCAUGAUUAAUUCCAUUCUCCAGAUUGUAUUGUACUCUCCCUUCGCAGUCUUGUUCAUCAAUAUCAUCGGAAACCAAGAGUCCUCGAUUCAUGUUUCCUACGGCAAAGUUGCAAUCUCUGUGCUUAUUUAUCUAGGAAUACCAUUAGUUGCAGGGGCCAUAACACGAUACGGCGUCUGGUUACUUACCAGCAAACGCUUCCUUAACGAGAAAUUCUUGCCUCUCUUUGGCUAUAUUUCUCUUCUCGGGCUUCUCUAUACUAUCGUCGUCAUGUUCGCCUACCAAGGACACCAGAUUAUUCAUAAUCUCGGUCCCGUCUUCCGCACCAUGGUCCCCCUAAUCCUCUACUUCGCAAUUAUGUGGACAUUCGCAUUCUGGCUGAUUUGGCGUCUCAGCAAUCGGUAUCCUUCGAUUUUCGGGUAUGAGAUGGCUGUCGUGCAGAGCUUCACAGCAGGCAGUAACAAUUUCGAGCUCGCGAUCGCGGUUGCAAUUGCAGUCUACGGUAUUGACUCCGAUCAGGCCCUUGCUGCGACGAUAGGGCCACUUGUAGAAGUUCCUACCCUUUUAGCAUUAACGUGGGUUUCGCUGUUCCUCCAUCAGAAGCUUGCAUGGUCUCCGACGGAGCUUGCGGAGGGGCAUGUAACAGAGAAGAAUUCAUGA